GAUUGGCACUUCAAGUCGCGCGCUCUCUCCCUGGCUUCAUCCGCGAUCCCUUGCUUCUGUUCGUCGUCGGACGGUUCGAGAAACCCGAGGUCGGUCCCAGGAUGAAGGCGAGAGGGCUGCGGAAGGCGCAACCGGCCGGGGAGACGCAGCGGGCGGAAAGUCGGGCUCCCCACCACCUUCCAGCCGGAGGAAAGCCGUGGAGAUCUUCAGGGCUUCGGGACAAUUGCCGGUGAGUCUCUCCCUCCAGAAGUCUUGGGUGGGUUGGGUCCUUAGCGAGACUGUCUUCUUCUCCCUGGGGUCUGAGAUGCAGCUGGGAGACUCCGAGCCGGGGGGGACCUCGACCCUGACCGAGGGUCCUCCGACGACACAGAGGAUGAGUUCUGAAGCAGCCGAGGCCGCCUCUGCCCUCCUCCCCGCUGGACCCCCAGCAGCCGUCGUCCAGUCCAGGAUGGAGAACUUCAGGAAGGUGAAGACCUCCGAGCAAGGCAGCCCCUUGCCUUUCUCCGACUUGCAGCCCCACGUGGUGGAGAUGAAGGUGAAGGAAGGCAGCAAAAUCCGGAACUUGAUGGGCUUCGCCAUGGCCAGGAUGGAGAAGGAGGAGAUCCGUCAGAUUGUCUUCAGUGGCUGCGGGCGGGCGGUGACCAAAACCAUCACCUGCGUGGAGAUCAUGAAGAGGAAGCUGGGAGGUCUCCACCAGGUCACCAAGCUCCAAUACCGGACCUUGGUGGAAGUGUGGGAGAACCAAGGACCCAGGUCGGAAGGACCUCCUGAACAUCUCACGGUCCACAAGAACGUGCCCUCCAUCUAUAUCCUCUUGUCCAAGGACUUGGUGGACCCCAACCAAAUGGGCUACCAAGCUCCCAGCCCUCCUGGCAGCCUCUGGGCUGAGAGCAGGAUCUCCCCGAAGGCAACCAAGAGAAGGUUGCUUGCGCCCCACGAAGAGGACUAGCCCAACCAAACAGCCCCAAAACCAAGAACUCUUGGUGGGGGGGGACGUGACUUGUGGAUUUUGACUUGGUUGUAAUACCUGUGAGGCCCUUCAGCCUUCGGGAAAUGUGAAAAAAUGUGAAAAAAAUAAUAAUCCGAGCCAUAUGCCAGCCUUACCAGGACGAUUGCUUGCGUUUGCAAUUUGCCUUUAGAGACGCUUUUCAAAGAGAAGGUGGGCUGCUUGCAGUAGGGUUGAUGUCACUUGUGUUUAACCCCUUCAGCUUGCACUGAGCUCACAUACAGAAUAACCCAGCUGGAAGGGACCUUGGAGGUUUUCCAGCCCAUCUCCAAGUUCAAGGAAAACAGAGCUUGAGCCAGGGGUGAAAUCCAGCAGGUUCUGACAGGUUCUGGAGAACCGGUAGUGGAAAAACCGGUUGAGUAGUUUGGAGAACCGGCCAAUACCGCCCUUGGCUUGCCCCAGAGUGGGGUUGGAAUGGAGAUUUUGCAGCAUCCUUCCCCUGGAGUGGGGUGGGAAUGGAGAUUUUGCAAUAUCCUUCCCCUGGAGUGGAGUGGGAAUGGGGAUUUUGCAGUAUCCUUCCCCUGGAGUGGGGUGGGAAUGGAGAUUUUGCAGCAUCCUUCCCCUGGAGUGGGGUGGGAAUGGAGAUUUUGCAGUAUCCUUCCCCUGGAGUGGAGUGGGAAUGGGGAUUUUGCAGUAUCCUUCCCCUGGAGUGGAGUGGGAAUGGGGAUUUUGCAGUAUCCUUCCCCUGGAGUGGGGUGGGAAUGGGGAUUUUGCAGUAUCCUUCCCCUGGAGUGGGGUGGGAAUGGGGAUUUUGCAGUAUCCUUCCCCUGGAGUCGGGUGGGAAUGGAAAUUUUGCAAUAUCCUUCCCCUGGAGUGGGGUGGGAAUGGAGAUUUUGCAGUAUCCGUCCCUUGCAGUGGGGUUGGAAUGGAGGUUUUGCAGUAUCCUUACACUGCCAUGCUCACCAAGCCACACCCACCAAGCCACACCACGCCCACCAAGCCACGCCCACAGAACCGGUAGUGAAAAAAAAUUGGAUUUCACCGCUGGCUUGAGCCCAACUGUUAUGUUUUCCCUUAUGUUGACGUGGUGGCCUGAGUGAUUUAGAAGCACAUGGGACUUAUACUACUUUGAUUUGGAUGGUGAAGAAAGCCAAGUGUAGGUGGACCUUGGAUGUGAGA
Messenger RNA from Ahaetulla prasina, 2125 nucleotides. It is a transcript of the gene RPP25, whose product is annotated as ribonuclease P and MRP subunit p25. NCBI's taxonomy places the organism in Eukaryota, Metazoa, Chordata, Lepidosauria, Squamata, Colubridae. The record is from RefSeq and is a predicted model, not a curated record. Gene Ontology annotation, molecular function: RNA binding. Gene Ontology annotation, cellular component: ribonuclease MRP complex. Bases 305 to 949 code for a protein of 214 amino acids. Gene Ontology annotation, biological process: tRNA 5'-leader removal. The transcript has a single exon.